GAGAGAGAGAGAGAGAGAGAGAGAGAGAGAGAGAGAGAGUUUUGUAACUUUGCCUGCACAAGUCACACAGCCUGAGCAGGUCCAGGCAACACCAGAGAGACAGAUCCCUGGUGAAAUAGUAGUUCAUUCAGAAAAAAGAGAGACAGUGUGUUGUUGAGUGUUAGACAGUGUUUAAAAAAAUGACCAAAAGGUCUGCAUCUACCCAAGAAGAUGGAAAAGUUGCAGCAAGUGGACACAAAGUUUCCCAAAUUGGGACUCAGCCAGAUCCUGAUGGGAAACUGCAGGAUGAGGACGACAAGAAGGUGGCACUGGGGAAGAAGGUGACCCUGCUCAGAGGGAUCUCCAUGAUCAUCGGCAUCAUCAUCGGAGCCGGGAUCUUCAUCGCUCCUAAGGGAAUCCUGCAGCACUCGGGCAGCAUAGGAAUGUCCCUGAUAGUGUGGAUCGCCUGCGGUGUGCUGUCACUCUUCGGAGCCCUGUCCUACGCUGAACUGGGGACUUGUAUUAAGAAGUCUGGUGGACACUACACAUAUAUACUGGAAGCCUUUGGACCUCAGAUGGCUUUCAUAAGGCUAUGGGCUGAUCUCAUUGCUAUAAGGCCUGCAGCGAUGGCAGUCAUCUCUCUGGCCUUCGGUCAGUACGUCCUGGAGCCUCUCUUCAUGCCCUGUGGUGUCCCCCAAAUUGCUGUUAAACUGGCCUCCGCCAUCGGCAUAACUUCUGUUAUGUACCUGAACAGUAUGAGCGUGACAUGGACAAAUAGGCUUCAAAUCUUCCUCACCUGCAGCAAGCUGCUGGCCAUCGGCAUCAUCAUAGUGCCUGGAAUGUACCAGCUCUUUAAAGGGGAGACCAAGAACUUUGAUAACGCCUUUGAUUUGAACAAUGUGAAGCUGUCUAGUAUGCCACUGGCCUUCUACUCUGGGAUGUAUGCAUACGCUGGGUGGUUCUAUUUGAACUUUGUGACAGAGGAGGUGGAAAACCCUGAGCGGACUGUGCCAUUAGCUAUCUGUAUCUCCAUGGCGAUUGUGACUUCCUGCUAUGUGCUGACCAAUGUGGCAUACUACACUGUGAUGUCAGCAGAGGAGCUCCUGGCCUCGGAGGCAGUUGCUGUGACUUUUGCAGAGAAACUGUUGGGGAAGUUCUCGAUAGCGGUGCCGGUGUUCGUGGCCUUGUCCUGCUUCGGCUCCAUGAACGGCAGCGUCUUUGCCCUGUCAAGAAUGUUCUACGUGGCAUCCCGUGAAGGACAUCUCCCUGAGGUUUUGUCUAUGAUUCACGUCCAGAGACACACUCCAAUGGCUGCUGUCCUCAUACUGUACCCUAUGACCAUGCUCCAGCUGUUUGUAGGAGACAUCUACAGCCUGUUGAACUUCAUGAGCUUUCUGCGGUGGCUGUUCAUCGGUGUGGUGGUGCUGGGUUUAAUUUACCUCCGAUAUACAAAACCCGACCUCCCCCGCCCCUUUAAGGUCCCGCUCUUCAUCCCAGUGGUGUUCUGCUUCGUAUGUUUCUUCAUGGUCUUCCUGUCUCUAUACUCGGACCCGGUCAACACAGGGAUUGGAUUUGCCAUUUCCCUCACUGGCAUCCCCGCCUACUAUAUCUUCAUUUACUUCAACCACAGACCAAAGUGGCUUCAGAGAGCUUUGGAUUCCUUCAACAGAACCUUGCAGAUCAUCCUGUUUGUCGUCCCUGCUGAGCAAUAACAGCCCACGACAACACCUCGCACACGUACAUGUAUAUACUGAGCUGAACUCUAAGUCAGAGCGUGAAACUGGUGUUGUAUUCUCCAAAAUGCAUUUAGUACAAAGGUUUAAAGUUUUAUAUGUGUUUUAUUAAAGGAUACAGAUUUGUAUUGUGAUUUUAUUAGUAUCUGAUUGUUUGUAGAAAAAGGUCUGAGUAAAGUCUAAGCAACCACAGA
Molecule: messenger RNA, 1906 nt
Organism: Sebastes umbrosus (honeycomb rockfish)
Lineage: Eukaryota; Metazoa; Chordata; Actinopteri; Perciformes; Sebastidae
Product: cystine/glutamate transporter-like
Exons: 12
Coding region: 180-1691 (503 amino acids)
Biological process (GO): amino acid transmembrane transport
Cellular component (GO): membrane
Molecular function (GO): L-amino acid transmembrane transporter activity
Source: RefSeq, a predicted model, not a curated record